AUGCGCUCCACCUCGUCUCUACUGGACCGGCUGGGGGAGGAAUGCUAUGAACUGCCUCCGGUGCGCGAGCGCGCUUGCCACAGCGCCCGCGUCGACCCCGUCGUUCAUCGCUCCCCUCGCCCCCGUCGUCGCGAAAGUCAGUUGUCUCAAGACGGCAAGACGUUCUUCCUGAAGCUUCAUGCCUCAUGGGACGUGUUGACCAAGUAUGCAGAGUUCCUGAAUAUGAAGAUGCCCAUAAAGAAACAGGAGCAGACCAAGAAAUUUAACGUCAGGCGUACAACCUUAAAUAGCACCUCCAUCGCCUUCUCACGUCAGGCUCACGCGUUUGGAAAAACUGAGUCGGAAAAUCAAGAAGAAGGCAUCCCCCUAGCAUGGUGCGAAAACGAAGAGGAAGAGGCAGAAUGCUCGUGCAAGAGCCUGUGGAACCUUUGGUGCCUAAGCCCAGAAGGACCUUUCAUGUACAACCGGGAACUGAUCCCGGACGAGCCGCAAUACGUCACUUGUGUCUUCAGCCGUCAACAGGAGAAACAGUUAAGUGCCUAUUUAAUGCGGGACAAUCGAAUGUUCCUUAAUUCGCGGCGGUGUAUUGUUUGGCUCUUUAUUGAUUCCUGUAAGCGGCAAUGAAGGCAAAUCGCAUCGAUCCGCGUUAUGACCUUGUGCGAUAUUGUAGUACGCCCUCGUAAAAAACACUUGUUUAUUAUCAGAAUUCGAUAAAAUAAACGGUUUCCGAGUAGUUUGAUAGUGCGGUGUCUUUAAAUUUUUACGGCUGAACUCAAGUGUUUCCAAAUGCGUGUUUGGCUGCGGAUGCUUCAGCAUCCUUUCCGAUACAAUCGAGGCUGCGAACGAGACAGUUGGAACCUUUGGAGCCGUAGACUGUACCCAUGAGAGCAAAAAAGUCAAAGGAUCUGUACCUCUACAUGUGACCCUUUGCCCUUUGUGAUGGAGCCACUCAAAAUUGCAUUACGUCGUUUGCAGACUAAACAGUUAAAUGCAUCAGUCUUAGUCAGUUUAACUGUUUAGUCCACUUGAUUGUUCAUAGAGUACUUGAUAUGUAGUUUUAGAGGCACGGAUGUUGAAAUGCAAGCAACGGUGAGCACGGAAGUGUGACUGUGUGCUCUGUGUUGGUCAAGGUGAGCAAUAGCAAUGCCUUGACCAACAUGGGGAAUGGGUGGUAUACCAAUACAUGGUAAAAACUGGCCUUUGGAGACAAACAUCUUAACAAGGGUUGCACAUAUGAGUAUGGUUCUCUUGACUUUUUAUACUCAUAUGGGGGUUCUAUGACUGGGGGUGAGAAACCCCUAGUUUGGCAUUUGCAUCUUACAUUAUUUGUUGCUUAAGGAGAUGAGCUCGUGGGACACCCUGCUUUUGCAAGAAAUAUUGACCAUUGAACUGGAAAUAAUUAUGCUCUGUUAUUAGUAGGACAGAUCCCCGAAUGACAAGCACCUGUUGAAUUGUAUAGGAUUUUUGUAGUAAAAGUUAUUAGCAAGCAUCACUGCAUCGAAGUGUGGUACAGAUAGAUAUAAUGAAAUAAUAUUAAUUUUGUAAAAUUGAUGUGUUUCAGGUGAUACUGUUCCUACCAUUUUCAUGAUUCUUGAUUUGGAUUUUAAUGUUGAACAGACAACUAAACUAGAAUGGGGGAUUAAUGCCUUAAAAAAGGAUGUAUUCUUAUUUUGCCUGAGGAAGAUAUUUGAAAUGUCUAAAAUACUUGUUUAAUUCGUCAAACAAAUAAAUUUAACUCUGAAAGACAGUACAAUUUCUUAUGUAUAUUUAGCAUCAUAAGUUAGAAUAUAAAGUUUUAUAAACAUGGAAACUGCAAAACAAUUUUUCUCAUUCCUUAAAUCAAGAAUCAAAUGGCUUGAUUAGCAUAACCAGUUAUUCUUCCUCUUAUGUUGUCAUAAACAUGGUCUAAUAUCUGAAUAUGUGUCACUUAAAUAUAUUUCAUUGAGCCAUUCUGACAUAAGGUGGAAACCUUAUGUCAGAAUGACUCUUUCCAAAAAUGAGUUGCUAGCUAGAGAGCAAAAAGGAAGGAGGUAGCCUCUUUUGAAUUUUUGCUCUACCUCACAUAUAUGGUCUUCACCACAAAUUGUGAUCCUAUAUGUUUGUAUAAUAAACUGGCAAAAAUUCAAGCUAUCUCAUACAAACAAUCACAUGUUGUAAAAGAAAAAAUGAUGAAAAAAUUUCUCUGGCUCCUGUGGGCUUUCAGCAACAGCUCAAAACAUUCUCACAAGGUACAGUACCACAACUAAUCUGAUGUCAAAGUCCCAGACAAUAUCCAUUACUUUCUAAAAUAUGGCCCCAAGUACAUUCUGCUGGUGAAUACUUCUCUAGCAGAAUUAAUUUCUCCCAUUAUGGCAGCAGCAAAAAGUUGUCAGCACCUUCAACCUAGUUUGGAAAUUGAAGCUAUAUCCAAAUUUUAUUCUUCCAAGACUGCAUCCUAUCAGUGUAAGGUGAACUUGAAGGUUGCUAAUAAGAACUGUAGAAUGGUGAAGCAGUUUCUCUGUAACAAGAACCUGAGACUAUUAAUUUCAGACAACACCAAAAAAGAUUUGUCUUAUGUAUGUAAGAUGUUCCAAUGUUGACAUUACAUCUAGAGCAACACAAUUUUUUGCACAGUCAUCUGUUAUAUUAAGCAUUUAUCCCAUUCCUAAUGUUAUAAGAAAAACUAAAAAUAUUAUCUCGUGUCCUGAUCUAACCGCCAUCAUCAUUGGUCCUCUGGAUCCUCUUACAAACAUGGCUUGCCUAUAUCUGUUUUUUGAGGUUAAACCACACAAACAUGGAUGGCCUGUUUGCCCCUUAGCCAACAAACAAAUCCAUUCCAUAUAUUUCUUGGAAAAGGUCCUAGCCACCUUUUUUAAGGUAUUAUUCCCCCAUUCUAGUUCAGUCAUCUCUUCAACAUUAAAAUCUAAAGAAUCACGAAAAUUGUAGGAACAGUGUCAUCUGAAACA
Molecule: messenger RNA, 2945 nt
Organism: Centruroides sculpturatus (bark scorpion)
Lineage: Eukaryota; Metazoa; Arthropoda; Arachnida; Scorpiones; Buthidae
Exons: 5
Coding region: 1-624 (207 amino acids)
Molecular function (GO): protein dimerization activity
Source: RefSeq, a predicted model, not a curated record